Messenger RNA from Engraulis encrasicolus (European anchovy), 2341 nucleotides. It is a transcript of the gene mgarpb, whose product is annotated as mitochondria localized glutamic acid rich protein b. The transcript is spliced from 4 exons. The record is from RefSeq and is a predicted model, not a curated record. The coding region runs from base 122 to 979 and encodes 285 amino acids. Lineage: Eukaryota; Metazoa; Chordata; Actinopteri; Clupeiformes; Engraulidae.
UAAUGCAAGCGGACCCACUUCGAAAUAGCAGGCUAGAGUGAAGACAGUCGUCCUCCGCGGUCAUUCAUUGAGCCUCCACCAUCAGGCACAGCACACAGAUAGUCCACUAGACCUACCGACAAUGUUGUUCUGCAGAGCGGCUUGGCAGAGACUGGGGCCUCUUGCACGAAAGAGCAUUUCACCUCUUAAAAAUGCAGUCUCAGCACGAACCAUGUCCGGGGCUGCAGGUGGAUCCGGAAUCAACAAAGCUUUUGUCGUAGUUGGUGGAGGCACUCUCACAGCUGCUAUUAUUUAUGCUUACAAAAGCUCGGGCAGUUCAAAAGUUGCAGAGGCCACACCAAUCGCAGCACCAGCUGCAGAGGCAGCACCAGUAGAAGCAGCAGCUCCAGUUGUAGAAGAGGCCCCGGCCGCUCCAGUUGAAAGUGCACCCGCAGAAGCAGAAGCGGCACCAGCCCCUGCUGAGGCAGCACCAGAGGCUCCAGCAGCAGAACCCGUAGUAGAAGCCGCACCCGCAGCAGAACCCGAACCCGCACCCGCAGUAGAAGCAGCGCCCGCAGCUGAGCCCGUAGCAGAGGCAGCACCAGAACCUGCAGCAGAACCAGCGGCAGAGCCCGCACCAGAACCUGCAGUGGUGGCUGAAGUGGCAGCGGAGCCUGUUGCUGAGGCAGCCCCACCCGCGGAGGCACCCGCUGCUGAAGCCGCACCCGAGGCAGCUCCUGCUGAGGCCGCAGUCGAGGCACCUGCUGCUGAAGCCGCACCGGAGGCCGCUCCUGCAGCUGAGGCUGCCCCUGCUGAGGCCGCUCCUGAAGCCGCACCUGCUGCUGAGGCUGCACCUGUGGAGGCGGCACCAGAAGCCGCACCUGUUGCUGAGGCUGCCCCAGAGCCGGCAGCCGCUGUUGUGGAGGCCCCAGCAGAGAUCUCUGCAGAGGCUCCUGCUGCUGCUGCUGAAGCCCCUGCCGCUGAGGCCCCUGCAGCUUGAGACCUUGUACACUGAGAUGGGAAGGGUGGUAAGAGCCAUGGCUUCUCCUUUCCCCACCCACCCCGCACACUAUCCCAGUUCGCUCCACAUUUUACAAUAAGCUGCAGCUGUGGACUUCGAUUCAUUUUGAAUUUCACAUUUGAAGUGUAACGACGCGGCACGUCUAAUUUUCUCUUAGUUUCCCAUGUAAGAGAAAUUUGGACGUUUGCUCCUGUGUCAGAAUUUCUUUCUACACACUGGCAUUUAUCUUUUGGGUGGGAGAGGUUACUUGGAGACUAAAGGGAGGAAGAAAAGUUGUUAGAACAGUAAUGGUAACAGUUAAACGAAUUCCUGUAAGUUUGGAUUCUCCACUGAAGAAUGCUUUCUGACUGUGUCAGUUUUAUAAUGAAUAACAUAAGUCUUCUUUGGCUAGUCUAACUUUUAGGGAACGGAUGCAGUGCAGCCUAAUUGUUUAUAUCUAUGCACGUCCACUUUUAUAUGAUUCCCUGUACCCGGAACAUCAUACUGAGGAGUAAAGCUGGGUGUUAUUUAAGAAAAAAGCCCAACAAGCACGUGACGUGAGAUGAUAAAAUGUUCCGUCUUUUAUUUAUGAUUGGGUGAAACAUUGAUUGUGUGAUCCGUGCAAUUCUGUGCUGCAUCUUACUGUAAAGAAAUGUGACCAAAACUGUUUCCCUGUUCUGGCUUCUCUUUGCUUCCUCUGGUGUCCUCUCCUACUUCGUUGUAGAAUGCAAAGUUUCCCGAUACCUCAUGUGUGUCGUGUUUUGACAUCUGGACAUUUGAGCCAACCUUACUUCCUACCAGACUGACAGUGCAGAACUUGGGGAAAAAAUCAGUUGUCCUCUUGCCUUACCUCUCUCAGAGGAGCCAAAAUGGCUACUCUCUGGGUCCAGAAUGCCCGCUCCUUUGCCCUCAUCCCAAGUGUCCUCUACCGGUCAUCUCCCACACCUGCUCUCACUGGGCCCUACAACACUUCAGGCGUUUUUUUUUUGAAGGACCGUCUUGGUUUUUGAACUACAAUCCCCCAUGUAUUCUCACCUACAACACUGAGGGCUGGAGCCCGGAGUAUGCGUGUUUCUUUUUGUUUCUUUAUUUUUUUUCUUGCCGUGUGUGAAUGUUGCAGUCUGUUGCAGUCUAAUUCAUUUCUUCAUAAAUGUGAAGUCUGACAAGGAAAAGUUUAGUCCAACCACACACAUUUUCACAUAAAUGUUCACCAUAGGAGAAUUUUGUACAGUGCCAUCUUGGUCCUAGCCUUGGUCGACUAACUCAUAGAUUAUGGCAGCCUAUUUCAUAGGCCAAUGUGAAGUGAUUGAGAGAUAAGGGAAUUUCCAUUGAUUGUUCAAUAAAGUUAUAAAUGUUAACUCA